Messenger RNA from Acinonyx jubatus (cheetah), 12296 nucleotides. RefSeq names its product ArfGAP with FG repeats 1 (gene AGFG1). Bases 3924 to 5576 code for a protein of 550 amino acids. Gene Ontology annotation, molecular function: GTPase activator activity. Lineage: Eukaryota; Metazoa; Chordata; Mammalia; Carnivora; Felidae. Gene Ontology annotation, cellular component: cytoplasmic vesicle. The transcript is spliced from 15 exons. The record is from RefSeq and is a predicted model, not a curated record.
AAUAUAUAAUAUACAAAUUUUAAACUGCUAUAUUUAUUUUGUUACUUAUCAUUUCAUAGGAAAAAGUAUUCAUUUCUAUUUUCUGUUUUUCUGAAAAUAUGAUGUUAAGGGAAGAUUUAACUUUGUUGUUGUAUAUGGGGGAGAAUGUCUUAUGGAAGAUUAAACCUGUAGGGGUGCCUGGGUGGCUCAGCCGGCUAAGUGUCCAACUUCGGCUUAGGUCAUGAUCUCACAGCUCGUGAGUUCAAGGCCCGCGUCAGGCUCUGUGCUGAUAGCUUGGAGCCUGGAGCCUGCUUCAGAUUGUGUCUCCCUCUCUCUGCUCCUCCCACACUCGUGCCAUGUCUCUGUCUCUCAAAAGUAAAUAAACAUUAAAAAAAAAAAAAAAGAUUAAACCUGUAGAAAUUGAUACUCAAUAAAGAUCCAAAGAAAUUCCAGUAAUUUCUUUUGCUUGGUAAUUAACAUUUGGCAUAUGUAGAGCAGUGAUUCUCAACUGGAGGCAUUUUGUGCAUUAGGGGAGUUUUGGCAAUGUCUGGAAACAUUUUUCAUUGUCCCUUGUGGUUUGAGGAUGUACUGAUAUUCAGUGGGUAGAGGUUGGAGAUGCUGCAAUCCUACAAUGCACAGAACAGCCCCCUCACAAUAGUUACCUGGCCCCAAAUGUCAAUAGUGCGAAAGUCGAGAAAACCUGGACUUAGAGAAAUAAAGUGAAGAUAAGGUGUUAAUGCUGGUGGUAUAUUUGGGAGGAAAGGCUUUCCAGGCUUUUUUUUCUUUUUUCUUUUUUUAGAAAAACUGGAAGAAAGCCUUAGGAACACUGUUUUCUCCUUCCCAUAUUUUCUUUCUCUAAUUCUUAAGCACUGGCAUUCACAUCUAUACAGCAAGGACUCAGAGUCCAAACUUUUUGACUACUGCUACUAAUCAGUUGGACUCUCUCAUUAUUUCUUGCUGUUUUUUUCCCCUAUUAUAGAAUAAUACAUAUUCAUUGUGGAAAACUUGGAGAGAAUAGGAAAUUAUACAUAGAAAAAAAAUCAUCCUAUCAUUUAUAUGCAAGGACUGUUAACAUUUGGGGGUAUUUGGUUUGUCUGUUUUCUUUGUAGAUAGAUUUUAUGUAGUUCUGAGAAUACUAUGUAAGUUUCAUCUUAAAAAAUUAAAACAUAACCAUAAGUAUGAAUAAUGUUUAGUGUUAUUGUUAUUUAUGUAACCACUUCCCUUUGAUAUUGUAGUGUUUCUGAUGUUUUCUUAUUAUGAAUAAUGUUUGAUGAACAUCUUGUAUGUAAUUAGUUAGCUGUGUUUCAAAUUCCUUCUUUAGAAUAGAUACUUAAAGAGUACUUAUGGGUCAAAAGGUGUGAGUGAGGUUCUUGCUAACAAAUUGGUGAAUUUAUCCUACCAUAGUGUAUGAGACCACCUAUUUUCAUUUUGGACUUAAUCACUUUUUUUAACCAAACUAUUACAUUAAAAAAAUUGUUUUUAAUGUUUAUUCUUUUUUUUUUUUUUUUUUUUUUUUUUUGAGAGACAGAGAGACAGAGUGUAAGUGGAGGAGGGUCAGAGAGGGAGGAAGACACAGAAUCUGAAGUAGGCUCCAGGUUCUGACCUGUCAGCACAGAACCCCUCGCGGAGCUUGAACUCAUGAACCGCGAGAUUACGACUUGAGCCCAUGUCAGACGCUUAACUGCCUCAGCCACCUAGGCACCGCUAACCAAACUAUUUUAUAAGCCUUUAAUAUCUAUACGAAGCUUUUGGAGGCCAAAAGGGGAAAAUCAUUGUAUAUCCUUGCAUUGAGACUAGAGUUAAUCUGCCUGAGUCAAUGGAAUAUAAAAGAGCAGUUAGAGAAAUCAACAUGAACACAUGUAAAGUUUCCUUGGAGCGACUCAAUUUAUGUAAUUAUUGUGGUGUCGCAAAAUUGUAUCUUCUAGUUGUGCAAAUUGACUCCUAUUUUAAAUGCACUGAGUCAGCUCACUUAAAGAAGUCCUAGAGUAAGUGUUGUUAAGUAGAAAAAAAAUGUCCUUUCAUAGUUUGGUUAUGAGUUCAUUGUGGUUGUAUUUGUUUCAUAAGUUCAAAAUUUUGUCACUUAUUUAAGUAAAAUGAAUGCCUUCUUCAUGCAUAAACCGACCCUGUGAUACCAUAGGGUCUUGAGAUCUAGGAAUGAAUUAGCUAUACACUGUACUGUCAUGAGAUUACGUCUGUAAAAUAGAACUAAAAAUGAGCUUUAGAAAGAAAAAAGAAUCGGGUUUCCUCAUUUAAUGAGUUGAGAAAUACAGGAGUAGAAUUCUUUGCUUGAAAAUUUUCUUAUCCAAAGCAUACCCCCUGGUAAGCAGUGUUUGACACUUCCUCAUUAGGAAAUUAUUCCUUUGCCUUUUCCUUUUUUAAAAAGGAUACUGUAAGGGAGGUGGAAAGGUGAAGGGUUGACUGGAGCAAGGACGGAGGUAUUAGCAAAUAAGGGGAGACCAAGUUGCUAAGUGAGAGGGAAGGAGUUGUGGAACUUAAGAGAACAGUAAGUUAAUUUGUUCUUAAAUUAUUUUGAACAAGGUGGGAUGUAAAUACACAUCGUAAGUUAAUACGCUUCCCUGAAAAUGGUGAAUCUAGUCUUGUUCUCAUAAUACAGAUGAAUCGGAAAACAAAGCGUAUUGCUUUACAUGAAUAAUGACUUUCCUACAUUUUCACUUUUGGAAAUUUAGGAGAUGUUUUUAAACCCUUAAUUCGUGAUUACACAUUUACUUGAAACUAAUUCAUACUGUAGUUGUUUCUUCAUUAGUUAAGUUUGAAAGUUUUACAAGGAUGAAAUUGCUGUGUUCGAUUUCUCCUACUGUGCAGUCCUUAUUUCUGUAUCUUAUGACUUAACCAAGAGCUAGAAGUAAACGAAUUAGUUUAAAACUUAAAAACAGCAACAAUACCCAACUUAACGUUUCCCCAACUUCAAAACAUGAAACCUAAAGUGCUCUGUCAUAAUUCAAAGCAUUAUUUGAAAGAUGUGCCAUCUAUCUCUGACUGUUCUGUCAGGGAGCGAGAAGGAGCAGGACAUGAAAAUUGAGGAGCGUCUGUUAAUUCUGAGUUCCUUACUGUUUUGGCUUAUAAUAUUGUGAAUUUGUAGGGUUAUUGUAUAAUAUUUAAUUAUUCGGAAUGUUUCCAGGUUACUUUUGAAAGACUUCUGGCUCAUAUAUUAUUUUACAUCUUUGUUAAAUCUCUCAGCAUAGGAGUCUGCAAGAUGACUGUGAUAAAUUGUGUAAAAAUAUUAAUAAUCUGCUCUAGACCCUGGGUUCCAAAUGAGGCCUUUACUGGAGGACAUGACUCAAACGUAAUUAGAUGAAACUUUGCAUAGAUUACUUGUUACUUUGCAUAGAUUAUUUAACCCUUAUUUUUGUGGGUUGAGUAGGUCACUUUGGGCAAAAUGUAAAUAGUCUUUAUUCUUCUUUGAGUGCAUUUCUAUUCAGUUUUUUACGUGCAUUGUAAACAUCAAGAAGCGCAGAGAUAAAGUCCUUUUAAGGCCACCUAUACAGAAAAGACUUUAAGGUUGUAAAAGAACUUAACAGGCAUUUUUAAUCUUGAGUCCAGGCAUUUCUUGAGUCCCUUUAUGUCUCUUCGGUUUCGUCUUGAAUGCUUACUGCCUUCUGAGAUGAUUGAAAAUAUCCUUUUAUGAUAACUUUUUGUUUGAAUUGAUGGGAGAGGUGGGACUUCAUUCUUACAGGUUAAUCAUUUCCAGUUUUCUUGGGUUAGUUUUCAGUUUUCAAAUCAGCCUCAAGCUUAAAGGUAGUAGCUAUUUGAUUAGAAUAUUUGUAUAGCUCCAGACCUCUAACAAACCAUUGUCAUUUUCUUAGGAAAUGUGAAAAUAUGUAAAUGAUUAAUUGCUUUUUGAAUUCUUUACCAUAGAGCUCUUACGUAGUCCUGUCCUUCCAUUAGAAACACACUAAAGCAACUUUUGUAUUUCCAAGAAGCUCAUGUAUUACAGGAGAGGGUUAAAUCCACCACACAGGGUGAAAUCUAUCUCCAUGACAACAUUCACACAACAGGAAAUUGAAUUUCUGCAGAAACAUGGAAAUGAAGUCUGUAAACAGAUUUGGCUAGGAUUAUUUGAUGAUAGAUCUUCAGCAAUUCCAGACUUCAGGGAUCCACAAAAAGUGAAAGAGUUCCUACAAGAAAAGUAUGAAAAGAAAAGAUGGUAUGUCCCUCCAGAACAAGCCAAGGUGGUGGCAUCAGUUCAUGCGUCUAUUUCAGGGUCGUCUGCCAGUAGCACGAGCAGCACGCCUGAGGUCAAACCCCUGAAGUCUCUUUUAGGAGACUCAGCACCAGCACUGCACUUAAACAAGGGCACACCUAGUCAGUCCCCUGUUGUAGGUCGCUCUCAAGGGCAGCAGCAGGAAAAGAAGCAGUUUGACCUUUUAAGUGAUCUUGGCUCAGACAUCUUUGCUGCUCCAGCGCCUCAGUCAACAGCCACAGCCAAUUUUGCUAACUUUGCACAUUUCAACAGUCAUGCCGCUCAGAACUCUGCAAAUGCAGAUUUUGCAAACUUUGGUGCAUUUGGACAGUCUAGUGGCUCGAGUGAUUUUGGAGGUUUCCCCACAGCAAGUCGCUCUCCUUUUCAGCCCCAAACUCCAGCAUUUAGAAUGCUUUCAUCUAGCUGCAGUUUUGGUGAAUUUACUUCAGCUUUUCCUCUCCAGGCUUCCAACAGUGGAAGUGCUGGAUCAGUAAAUGCUAAUUUUGCUCAUUUUGAUAACUUCCCCAAAUCCUCCAGUGCUGAUUUUGGAACCUUCAAUACUUCCCAGAGUCAUCAAACAGCAUCAGCUGUUAGUAAAGUUUCAACGAACAAAGCUGGUCUGCAGACUACAGACAAAUACGCAGCACUUGCUAAUUUAGACAAUAUCUUUAGUGCUGGGCAAGGUGGUGAUCAGGGGAGUGGUUUUGGGACCACAGGUAAACCUCCUGUUGGUUCUGUGGUUUCAGUUCCCAGUCAGUCGAGUGCAUCUUCAGACAAAUACGCAGCCCUGGCAGAACUCGACAGCGUUUUCAGCUCCGCAGCCACGUCCAGUAACGCGUAUACUUCCACAAGUAACGCUAGCAGCAAUGUUUUUGGAACAGUGCCCGUGGGUGCUUCUGCACAGACACAGCCUGCUUCUUCGAGUGUGCCUGCUCCAUUUGGAGCUACGCCUUCCACAAAUCCAUUUGUUGCUGCUGCUGGUCCUUCUGUGGCAUCUUCUACAAAUCCAUUUCAGACCAAUGCCAGAGGAGCAACAGGCCUUUCUGGAGCAAUGCAUUCUCAAGUGUUCCCUCACGCUCAUUUUGCUGCAACCUUUGGCACCGCGUCCAUGAGCAUGCCUGCGGGGUUCGGGACUCCUGCGCCCUACAGUCUUCCCACCAGCUUUAGUGGCAGCUUCCAGCAGCCUGCCUUCCCGGCCCAAGCAGCUUUCCCUCAGCAGACAGCGUUUUCUCAACAGCCCAAUGGUGCAGGUUUUGCAGCAUUUGGACAAAGCAAGCCAGUGGUAACCCCUUUUGGUCAAGUUGCAGCUGCUGGAGUAUCUAGUAAUCCUUUUAUGACUGGUGCACCAACAGGACAGUUUCCAACGGGAAGCUCAUCAACCAAUCCUUUCUUAUAGCCUUAUAUAGACACUUUACUGGAACGAACUUUUACGUGGUCACAUUACAUCUCUCCGCCUCUUGCACUGUUGUCUUGUUUCACUGAUCUUAGCUUUAAACACAAGAGAAGUCUUUAAAAAGCCUGCAUUGUGUAUUAAACACCAGGUAAUAUGUGCAAAACAGAGGGCUCCAGUAACAACUUUUAACCUGUGAAUUGGCAGAAAAAGGUAGCGGUAUCAUGUAUAUUAAAAAUUGGCUAAUAUUAAGUUAUUGCAGAUACCACAUUCAUUAUGCUGCAGUACUGUACAUAUUUUUCUUAGAAAUUAGCUAUUUGUGCAUAUCAGUAUUUGUAACUUUAACACAUUGUUAUGUGAGAAAUGUUACUGGGGAAAUAGAUCAGCCACUUUUAAGGUGCUGUCAUAUAUCUUGGAAUGAAUGACCUAAAAUCAUUUUAACCAUUGCUACUGGAAAGUUACAAAGUCAAAAUUGGAAGGUUUUAUUCAUUCUUGAAUUUUUCCUUUCUAAGAGCUCUUCUAUUUAUACAUACCUAAAUUCUUUAAAAAUGUAGAGGGAUACCUGUCUGCAUAAUAAAGCUGAUCAUGUUUUGCUACAGUUUGCAGGUGAAAAAAAUAAAUAUUAGAAAAUAUGCUAUCGUUUUUGUGUUCUUGCUGCAAUGCCUUUACCAAAGUGGCCUUAAAAUAUGAGUAGUGAAUUGAGAACAUCUUGAAUUCUUAAAUUAGAAUUGCAGAAGACUUCUAGUGACUAACUUUUAUGUCUAAAAGAGAAAAUUUUAUAAAAAGGCCAUGUAGAAAUUUAUUAAAACUACUAUGACUGCUAUAUUCAGGAAUAUGUCAGUGGUAAAGCAUUUAAAUGUAGCUUGUCAGAUUCACCGUAAUCCUUCUAAUUUCUUUGCAACUUCUUAAUUUUGUGAAAAUUUGUAUAUAUGAAGAAUUUGCAUGUAUGUGUAUUUACAAAUUUUUUUAAGUAUCUUGAAUUCUCAGACUGCAGAAGUCCUAUUUUAACUAUUGAUUUUUAAACAAAAAUAUUGUCUUUGAAUGUAUUGGAAGCAGACAUGCAUUAACUGUGACAUGAUUGCACCUCAUUUUUUUUUCCUUUGUUUGGAUAAACUGAUAUUGUUAAAAUAGGACAUUUAUUUAUGUUCAUAUCUGGGGGGAAACAACCUGGAACCCAGUGUUACCUUAAAGUUAUAGAAUACUUUGUUUAAAAAGGCAACAAUACUAAUGUUAGGUUAUAUCUUUUUGUUAAUACUCAAGACAUGAACUUGUUUAAAUAUUUAUGUACAGUGAUGCCUCAUUCAUCAGGCCAUAAUCUAGAAGCCGCCUCAAAACCGAACACAGCUGAGAAACUUGGAAUUUUAAUUUUUCUUAAAUGCCUUUGAGCAACGCACACGAGUCACAGAGUCUCUACGUGUUAGAGCUCAUGCAUUUGUUUUUAUGCGAAAGUUUGAUCAUUUGAUUUAUCAGCCCAUAGCAUAUUUAAGUUCAGAAGUGGUGAUUUGGAAGGAUACAGAAAAGCUGUGGAAAACUGUUGACCACUUAGUAUUAGGACAGCUAGGCCAGCCUAGAGGAUGUCGCCGUAUGACAUCAUCAUCUGACAGUGGUCUGUCACUAGGACUCUGUGUCAUCAAGAAAAGGUAACAUCACAUAUACAAAUAUGUAAUACGUGUUUGAAAAGUUUCAUCUUACAAUGAGUGAACAUUUCGGAAAAAGCUUUAGUAUUAAAAGAAGUGAACGUCGGUUUCUUCAGACAAUUUAUUUGUGUCGAAUACCUUUUCCAGUGGUGACUACAUGAGUUGUUGCACUAUCUUAAAGUCUGUGUGGUGUUUCAGACUUGCCACAGCAUUGCUGUCCGUUGUGUCUCCAACCGGACGCGUGGUUGAUGAGCAAGAAGGCUGGGAAAUCCCGGCCCCUUUUUGAACAGUAUGCCUCUUCUCUUAGAAUCGAGUGAAUGUGGCAGAGUCUAGGUGUGUGCGUGGGGGUGUAUACUUGGAAUACCUACAGUUCGGGGUCUCCCUCCAGCCCCCCUUUCAUGGAGGGAAUACUUAGGAAAUGUCUUUGAAUUUCUAUGCUUUAGAUUGUAUUGGGUCCCAGGCAAUUCAUAUGUACGAAGUUAUGCUAUAUAAUUGUAGGCCAUUACCGAAAUAACCUACCAGGCUUUCCAUCUGAGAAAUAAGUAAAUUAAACAGUUGUUAUUAAAAUAAUUUUAAAGACUGUUUUUUUUUUCUGGGUAAAUCUUGAAGUUUGUAAUGAAAUGAGAACUCUCAGUUACUGACUUACUACUUUCAAUGAGUGCUUAUAAAACCCAAAUGCUUAGCUUAAAAAGUGAUCCAGCUUCAAUGUGGAUUUAAAUCCACUUCUGUUAAACCUUCAUAUUCAGAUUUGCUUUUGGUUUUUUGUAGACCAUCAGAAUUGUGUUGAGUGCUAAAGAGGAGAAAAUCCUCGAAAGCGACGAGGCUGAAGACCUACACGUUUUCUGGCUUACUGGUUGAAUCAGAUCUUCUCUCCCGUCUUUGCUCUGGGAAGAACGUUUUCUUUUAGGGUGCAAACAUUGUCGAUACAGUUUAAAGGCAUAUUUUAUGCUCAUUUUGUGACCACAGAGACGAGGCAAUCACUUUGUUCCUUAAAACCCUUCCUUUUGGCAGUUUGGAGAAGCGUGUCCGUGCUCUCCGCCUGUGGGUUGCCCUUGCUGCCAGGACAUACCGUCUUCGGCACCGGUCCUAGAAGUUGGCACAAUGGAGAGAAGAGGAACGGGCUGCCCCACCGUGGCAGGACUUACAGUUCCCAGACAUUUUGGUCUCAGGACCAUAACUCGUACAGUUUUCAGGACGCCCAAAGAGCUUUUGUUUAUAUAGCUUGUACCGAUCAGAAAUUACCGACCGUAUCAGAAGUUAAUGCUGAGGCACCUAACAGACGUGUUCAUUCAUUGAAAUAUAACGAUGAUAAACCCAUUGCAUGUCAACGUAAAUGCCCUUUUUUAAUAAAACAUUGUUGUCUUCCAACAACAGUUAAUGAAUGAGAAGAACAUCGUUUUAUGUUUUGCCUGUCUCUAAUGCCUGGCUUAAGAAACCGUGAGAUUCUCCUACUACUUGGCAUUCCGGCUGUUUCUGUCUCACGUGGCAUGCGGGCGCUGGGAAAGUCCACUGUGCACUUGGGAAGUCAUGAGUGAAACAGACCUAGAACGUCUUCGUAUUGUUAGGAAAAUAGUUUUGACACUUGCUCUUGGGGACUUUGCACAAGUCCUCCAACCACACUCGGAAAACCACUGCGCUACACUUUUGAAUUUCUGUAAGCAUACCACUCCUUAAACUUCGAAGUGUUUUUCUUUGCGUGGUGGGAAAAAUGGAAAUUUGAGGUGAAACUGCAGACAUUUUUAGUGUUGUUUUCUGGAUUUUCUCCUAUUUUUAUUUGACAUCGUUUUAAUAAUGAUGAAAUUGGUGAAUAUUUCCUUGAAGGAUAUUACAAAUUCAGAUAUUACAAGUUAUGGAUGUUUAUUUUGGAAUCAUUUACUAUUCUGACCACUUUGAAAUUGGGUAAUUGCUUUGGGGGACUAUCAAAUAGCUAUUUAAAAAAUGUUUUAAAUACUUUGCUGAAGAAAAAUUCAAAGUGAAUAGUUUUUUAUCUCUUAGGUUUAUAGUUAAUAAUUUACCUAUAGUUAAAGAAUUUUUUUAAUGAAAAGCGGAUUCCUCUCACUACCCUCCAGGAAGUGCACUGUUACAAUUAAAGGAAUAUGUUUACUGAUUAAGAAAGAGGUUUGCUAUGGUUUUCCCACCGGUGGCUUUUUAUACCUUGUUCGUUUUUAAAGAGAGCACUGGCUGUUGCUUCUCAUUUAAACAAAAUGUUUUAAAAUUCGUUUGAAGUGACUUUUUAAAAGAUGGUUUACAGUAAUUAGUCACCACCAACUCUGGCUUUGUUGCUGCUGCUGUUGGCAUGCUCUAAAACAUGCUUUUUAAAAAAAAAAUUUUUUUUUUAAUGUUUAUUUAUUUUAUUUUUGAGAGAGAGAGAGAGAGAGAGCGUGAGCAGGGGAGCAGCAGAGAGAGAGAGGGAGACACAGAAUCUGAAGCAGCUCCAGGCUCCGAGCGGUCGGCACAGAGCCUGACGCAGGGCUCGAACUCAAGAACCGUGAGAUCAUGACCUGAACUGAGGUCGGACACUUAACCAACUGAGCCACCCGGUCGCCCCUAAAACAUGCUUUUUUGAGAUAAUACCCCAUUUCCAUUCCCAAGCAGGCCCUGUGCCUUGCUUCUUGCGCCCUCUUCGUCCACACGUUUAUGCUCCUUCUCUGAACUGGUGUUCAGAAUGACUCGCCUCAUCUUUGGCCUCCACUGACAGUUUCAGACUCUUAUCAAAAAAUCAAUCCCUAGGGGAGCGUUGUGAAGAAGAUCCGUUUUUAAAGCCGUAAUGACUUCAAAGUAACAUGGUGGUUUAUUGAGCCCUUUCAAUGUAUGAGAUGCUCGCUGAGUGCUCUUCACGUAUUACACGAUCCUGGAAGUGGAUGCAAGGAGCAGGGCACAGGGAGGGUAAGCUGAUGACAGGGCUGUUGCUCUGGGGAGCAAAUACUUCGUUGCUGGGUUGAAAGGCUGUCAUAUUUGUGUGUAAGUAGCCUUUAAAAAAUUCUUUUGGAAUUCCAAGAGCAUGCGUUUCUACAUCCCAUAUACCUCACACAGCUUCUUAAUUUGGGUUGCAUUCAGAAUUUGAUGAAAUCAGCAUACUUUACUCUCCAGGCUUUUUGGUAAACUUCACAAGUAAAUUAAUGAGGUAAUUAGUGGAGCUUGUUUUAAACUGGAGAGGCAUCUGAAGUAUCACAGUGAUUCCUAUUUUGUGAAGCGUUCCAACUUGGAUGGCUAAGGUUUGUGCCCUGGACAGUUUUAACAUUUCCUGUCUAAAGGAUGCUGUUACUAAAAUUUGUGUAAGAUUAGCCUAUCAUACCGGAUUCAUCCUCGUUAGUUAAUUUUUUCUUUGUGUAUUUUAGCACAUUAUAAUAUCCUCAGUUAAAAUUUUGCAGUGUGUAUUUGAGCAAGUGAAUAUGUGACCAAGAUGGAAUUCUUAGUGUUGUGCUGGUGAGACUUUUUCAAAUCUCGUGAAAAAGGGCCCUGUUUUGUCCUGUUCACUGAUAUUUGUGGUGGAAAUGGUCUCACUGUGGCUGCUGUCGCCUCUCCAUCCGACGUCAUAAGCUUGGAGUUGGGAGGCACACAGCCGGCGCCCAGGCCUUUGCGAGCCGGCUCCAGCUCGCCUCUCACAGCCCACAGCCCGUCUGGUAAAUUUGCUGGUGAUUGUAGCCAAUAUUUAAAGAGGCUUUUGCUUUCUAUUGUUAAUUCAGCAAGCCUACGGACACUCGCCCUCGUGUAGAAAUGUUCGGGGCACUGACGCAUUUAAUCUGGAAAGACCCAAGUACUGUGAAGCCUGGUAUUGAAAAGUCCAGUCACUGUGCUGGUCGUAGGGCUGGUACGUUCAUGGCGAAAGUCUGAAAUUCCGUCUGCAGUCCUGUUUUGUUUGACCAGCACAGUGUCCUAAAAACUUGGGUUUUGAGUAGUCUUAAAGGGCAUCCGUUCUUCCGGUCGUCACUAGCCUGCCCGCCCAAUUUCCUUAGCCUCAAACGUUCAGAUGCUGUUUGAAGACCUUUAAAGCGACGCAUCUGUGUCUGCGUGAGAGGUGCUCAUGACGCCGCUGCACCGGUCGGAUUUUGGAGUCCCGUAGGCUUUGAACCGAUGGUUAUUUUCCAGGCAAGACUUUCACCAACAGCGCGUUUCUUUUCAAACUUGUGGCCUCUAUGUACUCUGCUGAUUUUACGCCCCUGGAUCAGAAUUCAACGUGUGUUUGGAUGUACUUUUGAAAUCUGUGCUUGUCCAACUCAAAGGGCUGUGUGUGGAGUUUAAUGAAAAGAGAAUGUUGUGACUCAGGCUUUUUGUAAAAAGGAAACAUGAUCCCGGAUAAAAUAUUUAAUGAAGUGAUUAAAAUGCCCAUAUUUUCGUUGGUUCUCUGGAAUCUUGAGUAGGUGUCAUCCUGGCUACAGCUCAAGCAAUGAGAGUUAAGAUUUAAACUCCAAAUUCUCAACAUUUUCCCUCAAUCAAUCUUGAGCGGAGAGCUAGAGGAGGCACACACCCAAGGAGCCUUCUGAUUUUGACGAAAUGACCAUUAAGUGAAAGGCAUUGAGGGAAACGACCGUUAAGUAAAAGGACUGUAAACUGAUGCUGUAUAGUCAAUGUUUCAUAGGAUGCUGUGGGUACAAUCAGGUUUUUUAAAGACUUUAUCUUUUUUUAUACGUUAUGAUACAUGCUUGUGAUUUUUAAAAAUUAUGCAAUAUAUAAAGGGUAUAAAGUGAGAAAUUACGUCUCGUCUCCUUCCUCUGACUUCAUUCCCACACCACAGGGGAAUAUAGUUUCUUGUAUUUCUUGUAUAGUCUUUGAGAAAUGUCAUUUACUUCAUACGCCUCUAUUUCCAUAUAUACUCCCCUCGCUGUCCUCCCUUAUUUUAAAUGUACAAUUUUGUAACUUGGCUCUUUUUAUUUAACUUGGUUAUCUUUACAUAUUAGCACCUCCAGCUCUAACUCAUUAUUUCGAUGGCUUCAGGGUCUCAUUAUAUGGAUAUCCCUUUUGAAGAGUAUUUGUAUAGAUUUUUCUACUAAAAAAUAUUAUUAAAUUGAGACUAUCCUUGUGCAUAUAUGAAGAUAAGUCUUGACUCUGCCUGACUGGAAACUCAAUAAAACAGACCUCAUUCAAUGUU